Molecule: messenger RNA, 2514 nt
Organism: Closterium sp. Naga37s-1
Lineage: Eukaryota; Viridiplantae; Streptophyta; Zygnematophyceae; Desmidiales; Closteriaceae
Source: the annotation of a GenBank genome assembly
AUGCAGCCUCUUUCUCCCGCACGCACUUGGCGGGCACUCCCCUUCCCGCUCGCGAGCACUCCCAUUCGUCAAGCUAGCGAUCACUUUCCCCGUCGUGUGCACUCCCCAUCCCCGUCGUGCGCACUCCCCACCCCCGUCGUGCGCACUCCCCACCCCCGUCGUGCGCACUCCCCACCCCCGUCGUGCGCACUCCCCACCCCCCUCCACUCCCCUUCCCCCUCCCUAGCACUCCCAUUCCCCCUGGCUAGCAAGCACUCCCCUUCCCCAACUCACUCGCCUUCCCCCUCCCUAGCACUCCCGUUCCCCCACCGCAAGCCCUCCCUUUCCCCCACGCUAGCACUCCCCUCCCUCCUCGCAAGAAAGCACUCCCCUUCCCCCACGCUAGCCCUCCCCUUCCCCCUCCCUAGCACUCCCAUUCCCCUCCCCAAGCCCACCCCUUCCCCAACGCCUGCCCUACCCUCCCCCCUCGCUAGCAAGCACUCCCCUUCCCCAACUCACUCGCCUUCCCCCUCCUUAGCACUCGCCUUCCCCCUCCCUAGCACUGCCCUUCCCCUCCCUAGCACUCCCCUUCCCCACCGCAAGCCCGGCCCUUCUCCCACGCUAGCACUCCCAUUCCCCCUCGCUAGCAAGCACUCCCCUUCCCCAACUCACUCUCCUUCCCCCUCCCUAGCACUCCCGUUCCCCCACCGCAAGCCCUCCCUUUCCCCCACGCUAGCACUCCCCUCCCUCCUCGCAAGAAAGCACUCCCCUUCCCCCACGCUAGCCCUCCCCUUCCCCCUCCCUAGCACUCCCAUUCCCCUCCCCAAGCCCACCCCUUCCCCAACGCCUGCCCUACCCUCCCCCCUCGCUAGCAAGCACUCCCCUUCCCCAACUCCCUCCCCUUCCCCCUCCCUAGCACUCCCCUUCCUCCUCGCUAGCAAUCACUCCCCUUCCCCCUCCCUAGCACUCGCCUUCCCCCUCCCUAGCACUCCCCUUCCCCUCCCUAGCACUCCCCUUCCCCUCCCUAGCACUCCCCUUCCCCACCGCAAGCCCGGCCCUUCUCCCACGCUAGCACUCCCAUUCCCCCUCGCUAGCAAGCACUCCCCUUCCCCAACUCGGGCGCCUUCCCCCUCCCUAGCACUGCCCUUCCCCCUCCUUACCACUCGCCCACCCCUCCCUAGCACUCCCCCCUCCCCUUCCCCCUCCCUAGCACUCCCCUUCCCAGACGCUACCCCUCCCCUUGUGCCACCGUCCAAAUCCCCCUCUCAUGCUUUCCUCCCUUGCACCGCCGUCCCAUUCCCCCUUUCUUCUCCCCGCCUCCCAUGCAGGACAGUCACAUUGCCCUUCUUCUUUCAUCCCUUGCGCCACUGUCCCAAUCCCCCUCUCACCCUUCCUCUCCUUGAAGGGCAGUCCCUUGUCCUUUUCCCCCUUUCUCUCACCCUUCCACCCUUGCAGUGCAGGGCAGCCCCAUUUCCCUUCUCCACCUCCAAUCCCUUAGGACAUCGUCCCAAUCCCUCCCUCAUCCUGGCCCCCCUUGCACCAGUGUCGUAUUCCCCCUUUCUCGCACCCUUCUACUCUUGCAGGGCAGUCCCAUUUCCCUUCUCCACCUCCAAUCCCUUAGGACAUCGACAGUCACAUUUUCCUUCUACUUCCAUCCCUUGUACCACAGUCUCAAUCCCUCUCUCACCCUUCCUCCCUUGCAGGGCAGUCCCAUUUCCCCCUUCUCCUCCUCCAAUCCCUUAUAACAUCUCCCUUUCCCUUUCCCUGGCGGACGUGCCGACGGGGGCGGACCAAGCUCAACCUGCAACUUUGGGAGGCUCGUGCGAUGAAAACAUCAACCCGACAGAGCAGCAGUUACCCCCCGGGCAGGAAAGUGUAACCGAUGCUGUUGCAAGGGAGAUCGAGAGCACUGUGGUGGGGAGCGGCUCGAGGCCUUGUCGGUGGCAGGAGCGGGGUGUUGGUAAACGUAGUCAUGCUGAUAUGUUGAAGAUGGCUACGGACGACAUGGGGAUGGAUGAGGUCGUGACGGAGGUGAAUGUAGGACAACGGUGGAGUGUUCACUUCCAUCACUGCAUGGUGCGGGCCGCGACUUUGGCCCGGGAUGGACGCCCCAUGUCAGCGAAAGACGUGGCAGACGAGUUGGCGCUUUGUGCUGACCAUUGGGCGGGUUUACAUGCAGGGUGUGACAGGGGUGAUGUUCCCCCGCGCUGUGUGCGGGACAAAUGGGGAGAGGAGAGCGCCAUCUACCCACCUGGCUCGCAGACCCAUAUUGACUUGAAGAAGUGGUUGGAGAAGCACUGCAGCGAGGAGGCGAUGAGACCAUACGUCCCAAUGUCGAACACCCCACCCACUACCCAAGUGACUCAUGUGGCCACUGACGCUGUUGGCACGCCGACUCAUCCCACAGUUUUCAGCCCGGGUCUGGUGUCAUCCUGCAACAGCACCUCAUGGUCAAAGCGCCGUCUACGGUCGCACCGCGGACCACGCCCUUCUCGUGCACGACGCUGUCUCCUCUAUAAGUACGAGACCAAAUAA